Molecule: messenger RNA, 268 nt
Organism: Microstroma glucosiphilum
Lineage: Eukaryota; Fungi; Basidiomycota; Exobasidiomycetes; Microstromatales; Microstromataceae
Product: Elf1-domain-containing protein
Exons: 2
Coding region: 17-268 (83 amino acids)
Biological process (GO): transcription elongation by RNA polymerase II
Cellular component (GO): transcription elongation factor complex
Molecular function (GO): RNA polymerase II complex binding
Source: RefSeq, a predicted model, not a curated record
CAAGAGUUCGAUAGCAAUGGGGAAGAGGAAGAGCUCCACCCGCUCCGUUGGAGGCAAGAAGGGACCGCAACCGCUAGACAAGACGUUCAAGUGCCUCUUCUGUUCCACUCCGAACAGCGUGAGCUGUAAAAUCGACGAGAAGACUCGCAUCGGCUACCUCACCUGCAAGAUUUGUGGUCAGAAUUUCUCUACACCAACCAAUGCUCUUUCGGCACCAAUUGACGUUUACACCGACUGGCUGGAUGCCUGCGAAAGCUUGAACGCUUAG